This is a messenger RNA of Schizosaccharomyces japonicus yFS275, 1149 nucleotides long. Its product is annotated as Sed5 Vesicle protein Svp26. The record is from RefSeq and is a predicted model, not a curated record. Gene Ontology annotation, cellular component: COPII-coated ER to Golgi transport vesicle; endoplasmic reticulum membrane; membrane. The coding region runs from base 299 to 988 and encodes 229 amino acids. The transcript has a single exon. Gene Ontology annotation, biological process: endoplasmic reticulum to Golgi vesicle-mediated transport; fungal-type cell wall organization; protein retention in Golgi apparatus. Gene Ontology annotation, molecular function: COPII receptor activity. NCBI's taxonomy places the organism in Eukaryota, Fungi, Ascomycota, Schizosaccharomycetes, Schizosaccharomycetales, Schizosaccharomycetaceae.
AUUUUGCUGCGAGGCGCCCAGCCAACUUACCUUUUCCAUAACACAUUUGCGUUUUAGGAAGCACUGGGAAUUAUAACAACCGUGGUUAUUUCACUGUAAACAACCGCUUCUCUGUGUUAUUUUGACGGAAAUUGCGUAUCAAUAGAUGAAUUGUGACUAAGAUAUCCCUAAUACGUCGCAUUCGAGAUACACGCAUAUUUUUGUAUUCCUUCAUUUAAAAAGCCAAACGGUUAUCAUUUUGUUGCUCAAGCGUUUCAAAAACUGUUGAGGGUGUUCGUUCUAUUAUUUUAAUUUCAGGAUGGGUUUCUUCACAUUACUUUCUUAUGCUGGUACAGCUUUAGGUUUUGUCAGUUUGACUAUCAGCAUUGCUUGCGCUCUAUAUUAUCUUUCAGAACUUGUAGAAGAGCAUACUCAGUUCGCGAAAAGAAUUUUGGAAAGGAUGAUAUAUAUAGUGAUGGCGAUCAUUGUACUGUUAGUCAUCUUUGACGGGUUUCCUAAACUGCUGUCGUGCUUCUCUUUAUUUAGCUUGUUUGUGUACAAAUCGAAUUUGGACACAUACCCUGUAUUCAGGUUCACAAGACCGAAAUUUCUGUUGGCUUCUGUACUUGUCCUUUUGAAUCAUUGGUUUUGGUAUAGGUUUUUCCAAGAACACCAGUUCAAUCGUGGUAAUACUGGAAACACCUACGAUCUGUUCUCCCUGAACAAUACAUCACGAGCAAGUUUCUCGGAGAUAGCCUCGUUUAUGGGAAUCUGCGUUUGGGCUAUUCCUAUGGGCUUUUUCGUUUCUUUCACUGCAGCAGACAUGGAUCUUCCAACCGCUUCUUCGCCAUCUAUCAAUGGUGCGACUUCAUUUUCCUCGCCUUCACAAUCGAAACGACAUAAUCUUGUGCGUAAAAUUUACAGUUCUACUGGGGACUUCAUUCACCGUCUUCUUAUCGUUUUGGGCUUUGACGAUCGGAAUCGCUCAAGUCGUCCAUCCUAUGUCUAAUUUGUUCGCUAACUCUAACAUUACAAACUUGGGACAGAGAUGACACACCUCUUUGGAUAAUGAAUUGUAUAUUAAUUUGGGAUACAGGUUAAGAAUUAGUCGAAACAUACGGGGGAUUGAUUAGCAGGAUGUGUGUUUGAGUGGGACCUGGUAGUGUAAUU